AUGAAUUAACCGAGAAGCAAAAGUUUAAGAGUUGACACUUCUAGUGAAUAAUCAUAUCUAAAUAAGGAGAUGGUUACAAAAUUAUAAUCUUUAAACCCUUCUUCCUUUGUUACAUAUGAAGUUUUGGAUUUAUUUUUUACUCAAUUAUAGUCAGUUUUAAGAGAAAUAUAAGUGAAAUAACAAGACUUUGAAAAAAUCUUUAGUUAUUUCAAGACAUUUAAUGAAUUCGAGAAUAAGCUUAAUGAUUUAGAGUAAGUAGUGAAUAGAAUAGCUUAAGUAGUAAUUCCACUUUAGGAAGAAUUAAUUGAGAAGGUUUAAAAGAGUUAAAUAUAACAAUAAGCAUUAGACAAAUACUUUUCGACAUUCCCAUAAUAAUUAGAUCUUAUCCUUAAUGAUAGAUUUAACUUUCUUGAAAAUUAAAGUAAUCACUUAGCAAAACAAUCCAAAAGCAUAAAAGAAGAUUUGGAUGAAAUUUAGAAUCAUAUUAAAAAACAAGAUAAUGAUAUGUUAAUCCUAUUAAAAUCUUACAAAGAGUUGUUAUCCAUAGAUCCUCAAUACAAAUCACUAAAAUAGUAAUUAAAUUCAAUUAGUGAAGGCCUAAAUGAUAUUAAAUAGCAAUUUUUUUUAUGA
Paramecium tetraurelia is the source of this 630-nucleotide messenger RNA. RefSeq lists its product as uncharacterized. NCBI's taxonomy places the organism in Eukaryota, Ciliophora, Oligohymenophorea, Peniculida, Parameciidae. The record is from RefSeq and is a predicted model, not a curated record. The transcript is spliced from 2 exons.